Cucurbita pepo subsp. pepo (vegetable marrow) is the source of this 534-nucleotide messenger RNA. The record is from RefSeq and is a predicted model, not a curated record. Lineage: Eukaryota; Viridiplantae; Streptophyta; Magnoliopsida; Cucurbitales; Cucurbitaceae.
GGAGAGGAUCCUGAUUUGGGUUUCAGGCCAAUGGACGAGGACGUGAUCUCUCCUCCCGUGGAUACUACUAUGAACGUUGAAGGCACAGUCGGUAAUGAAGAUAUACUUAACAUGAGACUUGAUGAGGACAACGUGCCACAAAGUUUUCCAGGAGUAGAAGUUUUGGAUCCUAUGGAUGUUCAAGAUUGUGGUCCAAGUAAUCAGAGAAUGCGUGAAGAUGAUAACUUGUCACAAAAUGUUCCAGAAAUUGAAGUUCUGCGAGAGGCGGUCCCUGAUUUAAGUCCAAGAGAUGUUCCUAUGGUGCCUUCACUAGGUGGUGAUCACAUGUCUGAAUCACACCGUCUUGUAGAUGAGAAUAUAAGUGAGGAAAAUCUCUUACCAAUCAUGGAAGAUAAGAUGACUCUUCCAAGAACAUCAUUACCAUUUGAGCAAAGUGCAGGACUUCCAACUUCUGCUACUUCGCAAGAGGCACUUGAUAUGAUCGAUACACAUAUUUCAUUUAGUAAGUUCAGUUCUAAUUACUCCAUAUUUUGA